AGAUGAAAAAGCACUGCAGCAAUACUCCCCAACAACUGCUGGGACCACUGAACUCAGAAACACAGCAAGAGAUCAUAUUUGAAAUAUGGCUCAAAGUGACUUCCUCUACCCAGAUAACCCAAAAAGGCGACAAGAAGUAAAUCGUCUUCACCAGGAGCUCCUUGACUGCUUAUCUGACAGCUUCCAUGCCACCAAUAAGCUGAUUGGGGUUUUAAAUACGCACUUAGGGUGCAGGCUGGCCUCCAUUGAAAUGAAAAGAGAUGCGACCAUCAAAGAAAACUGUGAUAUCAUCAUCCAAGCCAUGAUGAAAAUCCAAAAAGAAUUGCAAAAGGUUGAUGAAGCACUAAAAGAUAAACUAGAGCCAACCCUUUAUAGAAAACUUCAGGAUAUUAAGGAAAAAGAAACCGAGAAAAUUGCAAUAGUACAAAAGGUUAUUUCAGUCAUCCUGGGAGAAGCUACUUCUGCUGCCAGUGCAGUGGCUGUUAAACUCGUGGGCUCAAACAUCACAACUGGCAUAAUUAACAAGUUGGUCACUGUGUUAGCUCAAAUUGGUGCUUCUCUCCUUGGUAGCAUAGGAGUUGCUGUUCUUGGCCUUGGCAUAGAUAUGAUCUUCCGUGCCAUCCUGGGAGCAGUGGAGAAAACACAGCUUCAAGAAGCCAUCAAAAGUUAUGAGAAGCAUCUGGUGGAAUUCAAGUCAGCCUCAGAAAAAUAUCAUCAUGCCAUUAUUGAGGUCACCAACACAGUGAAACAACAAAUGAAAUAAACAGUUACUUUAUUUGCCACUGGAAUAUUUUUCUGCUUCUUUCCCAAUAAUAGUGUUUUGCUUCUUUGAUUAGGCUUAUUUUCCAUAAGCUUCCAAAUAGACAUAAAUACCAUAAACAACUCAGAAAGAGGACUCAAAGAUGCUAAAACUAGAUGACUCUAGAGAGUCUUCUAUCAACGAUGAAUGUCUGGAUCAGUUGGUGCUAGACCCUGUGAGUAAAAGAUUACAUCCUGGUAUGUCUUCUCACUGUGCUCUACAGAUCAACAUUAGGGUGAAUGCUAUUGUAGAGCAGCAGGUGUAGGGGUUACCUUUUCCUUUUCUAAUUCCCAGUCAAAAUCCUUCAAAUUUGCAUUGAAUGCACAGACUUUCACUUCUACCACCAGCUCAGACAUCAUUUAGUUCUAAGGGACAUACUUAGUAACUUCUGCCCACAUGCAAACACUAAGCCUUCCAAUGGAAUAGAAAUACUACCGUAAUUUUGACCAUCAGUUUAAAUCCAAUUUUCUGUAAGUUGGAAGAGACUGAAAUAUGGUUUGUAGCAAUUUAUGUCAACGAUGAAAGGAGGCAAUCGUUCUGUAAACUUCUACUAAUUACACACUGUAAUCUGGAUGGAACUUUAAAGAGGGAAAAGUUAAAACUAUAAAAGAUAAAAGUUGUUUCUAUAGUUGCAAUCAACCCUGACCAACUGUGAUGUGAUGAUUAAAUAUCCCUCAAGUGAAUGUCUGAACACUUUGGAACAUUUUCAAAACAAGCAAACAAGCAAAGCCCAGGUAUAUAAAUGAAUUUAGU
Messenger RNA from Lagenorhynchus albirostris (white-beaked dolphin), 1552 nucleotides. RefSeq names its product single-pass membrane protein with coiled-coil domains 3 (gene SMCO3). The transcript has 2 exons. NCBI's taxonomy places the organism in Eukaryota, Metazoa, Chordata, Mammalia, Artiodactyla, Delphinidae. The record is from RefSeq and is a predicted model, not a curated record. The coding region runs from base 86 to 763 and encodes 225 amino acids.